This is a messenger RNA of Glycine soja, 3778 nucleotides long. Its product is annotated as nitrate regulatory gene2 protein-like. The record is from RefSeq and is a predicted model, not a curated record. The transcript is spliced from 8 exons. The coding region runs from base 173 to 2698 and encodes 841 amino acids. NCBI's taxonomy places the organism in Eukaryota, Viridiplantae, Streptophyta, Magnoliopsida, Fabales, Fabaceae.
GAUGGUAUAAUGAUGAAAGGACUUCUUCUUCUUCUUCUUCUUCUUCUUCUUCUGCACUAUCCCUUAAUUAAAAAUUGCAUGCAGACCAGAAGACCAGUCAGAUGAUUUUACAUACCUUCUUCUUCAUUAUGCCACGCUGAAGCAUGCUCUUCUCCCAUCUCGGCUCACUCACAUGGGCUGCGGCGGGUCCAAGGUCGAGGACUUCCCCGCGGUGGUUCUUUGCCGGGAGCGAAAGGCGUUCCUCAAAGCCGCAUCGGAGCAACGCUACGCUCUCGCCGCUGCACACGUGGCGUAUUUCCGUUCGCUGAGAGAAAUCGGCGACGCGCUUCACAAGUUCGCCGAACAAGACCUCACCACCACCACCACCGGUUCCUCCUCUCCGGUUCUCACAUUACCUUCCGAAACCAAAAGCAUCAACAACAAACUCUCAUCCUCUUCCCCUUCCAUUUCUCACGCCGAUUCCCCCAACGGUUCUCACUUACCCCUCUCCUCUGGAUCCGAAUUAAGUUCUCCUUCUCAUUCUUCUUCGCCUCAUAUUCACGAUUCCCCAGAAUCCGACCCGCCUCCUUAUGGAUACUAUCAAAAUUACCAUUACGCCCACUACAUGAAGAGGUCUGUCCCUCGUGGAAAACCCAUGGUCUACGAAGAGCCCGAGAGACACGUGGCAACCAAUGGACAAUGGCCUGAUCCUUCUUACGGCCACGCCAACACCGGUUUCUACGGGUUUCCAGGUGGGGAUUACCCUUAUUACCCUCCUCCUGGACCGUCGUAUUCUCCGCCGCGUCCUCCUCCGGCGCCGCCGUCUCCUCCUCGCGUCUCCACCUGGGACUUCCUCAACUUCUUCGAUAAUUUCGACAAUGGUUACCCGAGUUACCCGCCUCGGUUCGGGUCGAGUGCGAGCAGCCCCGAUUCGAAGGAAGUGAGGGAGAGAGAGGGGAUUCCGGAGUUAGAAGAAGAAACGGAACACGAAAUAAUGAAAGAGAAAGAGAAAGAGGUUCCGUUGAAGAAGGAGAAGAAGAAGGUGGGAGAGCAGAAGGGUUUUGGUGUUGUUGGAGUUAGGGAUUUCGGGGAGGGGCCUUCGAAUACCAAAACGGUGCCGUUGCAGCAGGUGAGUAGCAGCGAGGGGAGUUCCAAGACGGUGAGGUUCCAUGACGGCAGCGAUAAUGGCUCCGUCGAGAAAGAGAUUAAGAGCAGUCCCGACACUGUUGCUUCCGAAGAGCGCGGUGCGAAGAAAGGAGUGAGUUUUGAGAUUGACGAAGCGACCGUUACGACGGUGGACGGUGACUCCUCCGUUUUGAGCAGCGUCACCACUUUGUCCGCACAUGGCACCAGGGAUCUCCUCGAGGUUGUUGAGGAGAUUCAGGGUGAGUUUGUGACGGCGUCGAAUUUUGGAAAAGAGGUUGCGCUGUUGCUUGAGGUUUGCAAACCACCUUAUCGAUCUAGGGUUGCUGCCCUUAGAGUUAUCUUUUCCAGAAUCUUGCAGAUGGUAGCACCUUCCAGGCUACCUUCAGAUCCUCUAUCUAUACAAUUUUCUUCUAGGGAAAUAAAAUUGGCACAAGCAUACUGUGGGGAACCUGGGAAAGAGUUCAAGACAAAUCCAGAAAAUCUUUCAUCCACAUUGGAGAAACUUUAUGCAUGGGAGAAGAAAUUGUAUAAGGAAGUCAAGGAUGAAGAGAGGUUACGAGCUAUUUAUGAGAAAAAGUUCAAGAGACUGAAAACAUUGGAUAAUCUAGGAGCUGAAUCUAGUAAAAUUGAUGCUACUAGGGCAUCAAUAAGGAAGUUGCAAACAAAAAUCAAUAUUUGCAUCAGAACUGCUGAAACUAUAAUGGGAAGAAUACAUAAAUUGAGGGAUAAUGAGUUGCAGCCUCAACUUGCAGCAUUGAUUAAUGGAUUCAUAAGAAUGUGGAAGUUCAUGCUCAAAUGUCACCAGAAACAGUUCCAAGCUAUCAUGGAGAGUAAAAGUCAGUCUCUCAAGAUUAACAUAGGUCUGCAAGGAGAUGAAGGUUUGAAGGCCAUUGUAGAACUUGAAAAGGAGCUUUUGAAUUGGUGCAGUCAGUUCAACAAUUGGGUUAAGACUCAAAAAUCUUAUGUCAAGAAUUUGAACGAGUGGCUCAUAAGGUGCCUUCCUAAUGAACCUGAAGAAACAGCUGAUGGUAUUGCUCCAUUCUCUCCAAGUCGGUUUGAUGCUCCGCCAGUUUUUAUAAUUUGCAAUGAUUGGAAUCAUGCAAUGAAUAGAAUUUCAGAAACUGGAGUGGCAGAGGCCAUGCAUGAAUUUGCUCUAAAACUACAUGAGUUAUGGGAAAGGCAAGAUGAAGUGCAACGGCAGAGAAUCAAAGCAGAGUAUCUUAGAAAGGACUUUGAGAAACAGCUUAGAACUUUGCGCACAGAAAUGGGAGGCUCAGAACAUGAGCAUGAUAAAGUUUCGGGAAAGAUUGCAUUGUCAAAGCUUGCUUCUGAUAGUGGUGUUUCACCACUAGAUGAUCUAAAAGUGGAUUUAGAUUCUAUGAAGAAGAAAUUGCAGGAAGAGAGGGUCAGGCAUAAAGAAGCCAUUAAACUUGUUCGUGAUGCAGCUAAUAAUAGUUUACAAGCUGGUUUAAUUCCUAUUUUUAAGACAUUGGAGAGUUUCACUUCAGAGGUGGUGAAAGCUCAUGAACAAGUCAGGCUUCAAAGUAAUGUUGUUUAUCAACUUCACUGCUGAAGGUGCUGGAUUUUUCAAAUCAAGAUACAGAGAAGCUGCUGAGCAAUAUAGACAACAGGGUUUACGCUUUCUGGUUGGAGAUGCUAAGUCUACUAAAGGUUCUUUCCAGUAUUUUGGAGUGAAGGAAGGCCAAGUACCUCUAAUUAUCGUACAACGUAAUGAUGGGAAGAAAUUUCUUAAACCCAAUUUGGAACCUGAUCACAUUUCAACUUGGUUGAAGGCAUGCAAGUUCUGCUGGAGUUUUAUUCUCCCUGGUGUGGUUCUUGCAUAGAGUUGGCUCCAAUAUUGGCGGAAGUUGUCAUAUCAAAGUGAUGCUGAUGUUAUUAUUGCAAAACUGGAUGGAAUUGCAAACUAUAUCCCAAGAGAAACCUUUGAAUUCAUAAGUUAUCCAACUGUGUACUUCACGUCAGCAAGUGGAAAGAUAUCACAAUACGAUGGCAAUAGGACUAAGGAAGACAUCAUAGAAUUCAUUGAAAAGAACCGCGACAAACCUGCUCAACAAGAACAAGGAAAAAAUGAGCUUUGAAAAGGUAGCUAACUGUCUGUAGAUCAUUUGUUGCCCAUUUUCAUUGGAAUUAGGGGAGCUCAUGACAAUUGGAUUCUAUACCGUUUGGGUUUUGGUUUGGUAAAAACAAAACUGGUUUUGAUUUUUUAAAAUCUGGUUAUAUAACCGGUUAUAACCAAAGCCCCAGUUAAUAUAAUUGGUUAUAGCCAAAACCGGUUAUAAAAUUUAUUUUAAAAAUAACAUUCUAACUUUAUACUUUAAUUAAUAACCAAUUUUGUCCUUUAAACAAAUAUAUAGUUUUCUUUUUUUAACCCUGUUAUUCGGAUAGAAUAGCGUAACAGCUUACAACACACUGUACUCAAUCUUACUCUAAUUUUAGGAGAACUGAUGAGUACAUCAAAGAUGUAUUACUAUUGAUAGUAAGGGUAGUUUGAUUACUAUUCAUUAACAUCACAAGGCAUUUCACGUCAAUAAGUUUAUUUUUGAUGAUUUUAUUAAGGGUCAUAUCAAGUUUUUUAUAGUGUAAAUUCAGAAAACAUGUAAUGAUUCAACAAAUAAAUUAUUAAUUUUUUAAA